Messenger RNA from Micromonas commoda, 561 nucleotides. RefSeq lists its product with no specific name. The transcript has a single exon. Lineage: Eukaryota; Viridiplantae; Chlorophyta; Mamiellophyceae; Mamiellales; Mamiellaceae. The coding region runs from base 1 to 561 and encodes 186 amino acids. The record is from RefSeq and is a predicted model, not a curated record.
AUGACGUCCACUACAGCGCCUGAAGAGUCUCUCGAGUUCGCGGACAGGUACCCCGCGAGCGAGACACUCCUGGGCUUCCACGACUAUGAGGCAUUUUCUAAACUGCGGAUGCCCGACUCGUGGGUGCCUGGUGAGCAAGCUGGACCGUCUGAAUCGAAGGAUUCCAUACACAUGUGCGGGUGGUUGGAUAAGUAUUACGCCGACGAUCGCGGUACUAAGACUUGGAGGCCACGGUGGGUGUAUCUGCUGGAAGAUAGGCUCUGCUACGGCAGUGCAACGAGCACGGACAAUGUCCCUCCACAGGUCAAGUACAUCAUGCUCGAUCGGUUACCUGCUAGACCGGGAGGAAAGCUGGCCAUCUCUCGGUUGAAGGUGUCGCCUCAGGGCUUGAAUGGUCAGCCAGGUGUUGACUGCGCGUUUCACCUGGUGUGCGAUAAUCGCACGCACACAUUCGCGGGGAAAACGCCCGAGGUUGCGUUGCGCUGGACAGAGAAGUUGGAGGAACUGGCCAUGAAACGAUUUAGCGCAACCAACACCUCGAUGCCCUUCGAGUCAACUUAG